Sphenostylis stenocarpa is the source of this 1560-nucleotide messenger RNA. The record is from the annotation of a GenBank genome assembly. NCBI's taxonomy places the organism in Eukaryota, Viridiplantae, Streptophyta, Magnoliopsida, Fabales, Fabaceae.
AUGGGCAAGAAGAAACCUAAGGACCUGCAGCAAACCCCUCAAACCGAUACCGUUUCAACCCCUUCCAGCAUUUUCAGCAAGCUCUUCGGCAACGCGCCGGAACAGGCCACUGCAGCCAACCCCACAGGCGCCGCCUCUCUAUUUUCCGAUGACAACCCCUUUCGGAGAAAACCCGCACCACUUUCCGAUACAACCAACCACUCUCACAUCCCUUUCAACGGCGACGCCGAGAACCUCGAUGUGGGCUACGAGAAGAAGCGGAAGAGGAACAAAGAAAAAAGCCCAGUCCUUGAUUCUGUUUCAGUAACCAAAGUUUCAGAGAAAUCAGAGAAGAAGAGGAAACGCGGUUUCGGUGAAGGAAGAGAAGGAGACCUUACUUUGGGUGCAGAAGCAAUUGGGAAAAGGAAGCGAAAAAGGGACGAUGUUGAGAGAGAGUGGGAGGAAAAGAGAUAUGGGGCGGUGGAGGAAGGUGAAAAGGGAGAGAUUGAAAAUAAAACUGUUGGGAGCAAGAGGAAGACGUUGGAUGAUCCAGCUGAUACGAUGGUUUCAAAGGAGGGAUUUGAUGACGAGGAUAAGCUUUUGAGAACAGUUUUUGUUGGGAAUUUGCCUCUUAAGGUUAAAAAGAAGACUCUGUUGAAGGAAUUUAAGAAGUUUGGUGAGGUCGAGUCUGUGAGGAUUCGUUCUGUUCCCGUACAAGAUACUAAGAAACCUAGAAAGGGAGCUAUCCUUGCGAAGAAAAUUAAUGAUGCUGCUGAUAGUGUGCACGCAUACAUUGUUUUCAAAACCGAAGAAUCGGCACAGGCUUCUUUGUCACACAAUAUGUCACUGGUUGAAGGAAAUCACAUUCGUGUUGAUAGAGCAUGCCCACCCCGCAAGAAACAUAAAGGGGAAAGCGUUCCUCUUUAUGACAAUAAGCGAACUGUUUUUGUGGGCAACCUUCCAUUUGAUGUGAAGGAUGAAGAGGUUUAUCAGUUAUUUUGUGGUAUAUCCAACCUGGAAUCAAGUGUCGAAGCUGUCAGAGUUGUUCGAGAUCCUCAUCUUAAUGUUGGAAAGGGUAUUGCUUACGUGCUAUUUAAAACAAAGGAAGCUGCUAAAUUUGUUGUUAAGAAAAGGAGCUUGAAGCUUCGAGACAGAGAGUUGAGACUCACUCAUGCCAAAGCAGAUGUCACUCCAUCUAAAAGGCCAAACCCAUCAUCAGCACAAGCUCCUACCCCUUCUAAGAGGCCAAACACAUCAUCAACACAAGCUCCUGGUACUCCUGCGAAGAAAUUUUCUGUGGCUUCACGCUCUCCUUCAAGCAGUAUUAACAGGUCAAACCGAAAAACCAAUGCAUCUUAUCAGGGUCUACGUGCAACCAAAUCUGAUGUGCACAAGAAAACUCAAGGUGUGGAGAAACCAAAAGAACGUAAGACGAAGAGACCUUCAGUGGCUGCCAGAAAGGCUAAAGCAAAAUUUCACAAGGAUAGUGGUGCACCAAAACAAGCAGGGGUUAAACGCAAGCUUGAUAAUCGUACUCCUGACGUCACCUUUCGUAAUAAGAAAGUAAAAAAGAACCGGUAA